Thyridium curvatum is the source of this 618-nucleotide messenger RNA. RefSeq lists its product as uncharacterized. Gene Ontology annotation, molecular function: proton transmembrane transporter activity. Gene Ontology annotation, biological process: proton motive force-driven ATP synthesis. The record is from RefSeq and is a predicted model, not a curated record. Bases 1 to 618 code for a protein of 205 amino acids. NCBI's taxonomy places the organism in Eukaryota, Fungi, Ascomycota, Sordariomycetes, Thyridiales, Thyridiaceae. The transcript is spliced from 3 exons.
AUGCCUCUCGGUGUCUCUGCUGCCCGCCCGCUGCUGCGGCAGUCCCUGCCCACCCUGCGCACCGUCGCCGCCCGCCGCCUCGAGUCGACGACCGCCUCCAAGGCCGCCGAGGGCGCGAAGGACGCCGCCGCCAAGGCCCAGCAGGUCGCCUCCGAGUACCAGGCCAAGGCCCAGCAGGGCCUGAGCCGUGUCACCUCUGCCGCCGGCCCGGCCAUCGCCGGCGCCGCCAAGGGCGUCUCCAACGCCCUGGGCAAGGUCGGCGGCCGGACGGGCAGGGUCAUUGGCUUUGUUGAGCGCCAAGUCCCCUUCGUCGUCUACUACUCCCGCGUCGGCCUCGAGCUGUCCAAGAUUGUCUUCCGUGGCCAGAGCAUGUCACCGCCUUCCAUGGCCACCUUCCAGACCUACUGGCAGAACGCCAUCAAGCGCAUCCAGAACCCCAGCAGCCUCCUGUCCCAGACCGGCGCCACCCUCCAGUCCGUCCGCAACGUCUCGAGGGCUCAACUCGUCACCGCCGGUGUUCUCGUUGCCGAGCUCCUUGGCUUCUUCACCGUUGGCGAGAUGAUCGGCCGGUUCAAGCUGAUCGGCUAUCACGGCGACAGCCACGCCGCUCACCACUAA